This is a messenger RNA of Lichtheimia ornata, 1293 nucleotides long. RefSeq lists its product as uncharacterized. Bases 1 to 1293 code for a protein of 430 amino acids. Gene Ontology annotation, biological process: regulation of mRNA stability. The record is from RefSeq and is a predicted model, not a curated record. Gene Ontology annotation, cellular component: cytoplasm; nucleus. The transcript is spliced from 8 exons. Gene Ontology annotation, molecular function: metal ion binding; poly(A) binding. NCBI's taxonomy places the organism in Eukaryota, Fungi, Mucoromycota, Mucoromycetes, Mucorales, Lichtheimiaceae.
AUGCAGGAGCAAGAUUGGAAGACCCUCGCCAGCGAAAUCCACGCCAAAUGCAUUGCAUACGACUACUCUGAUUCUGGAGACUAUACGCUCUCUGAAUAUAUCACCAAUCUCUUGCAAACCGGAAACCAGAUCGAUCAGAUUAACCAGGAACUCCAGCAGUUGGUUGGAUCAGAUUAUGAUGUCAAUUUGACAGCAUGGAUGUUUUCAAGGAUCGAAGAAAUGCAGAAUUCCACGCCUGUCAAAUCUGCACCAGCAGCACCACAACAACAAACUUCUUCACCCAAGCCAAACCGGAUAUUCGCUCAAGCGAUUGGAGGUUUAAAUGGUGGAUCUCCAUCAUCUUCGAGACGCGAACAACGUGAACGAUCCCGAUCUCGAUCCCCUGAACCUAGAGAACGACGUCCACGACAACGAACACCUGAACGACCAAGAGCAUCGUCGCCCUCUUCUUCUUCAUUCACCAUUUUAUCACGAUUGGGACGUUCUAAUGAUCGACAAGUAUCUGUAGCUUCAUCAGAUGCUCGACCUUCCGUUUUUGAUCGAUUGGGAGCAGCCAAGCCUUCAUCCACUCAAACUGCCAAUCGUUGUAAGUAUUGGCCUGCUUGCAACCAAGGCGAGCAAUGUCCCUACUUUCAUCCCAAGACCAUUUGCCCUGAUUUUCCAAAUUGUUCAAAGGAUGCAUCUGAAUGCAUGUUUAUUCAUCCCGAAGUUAGCCCAUCACAACAACAACAACAACGAGGAGGAGGACCUCAUCCUUCAGCAUCUUCCAUCAUGACAGCACCAGCAAAAAAACCUUUUCCUUGCCGAUACUUUCCUUAUUGCACCAAUCCUGUUUGUCCAUUCAUUCAUCCAGACCCAUCAUCCAUGCCUAUGGCACCACAGCAAUCAUCUCAACAACCACAACAGCAACAACAGCAAUCAUCGACGACGCCAACCAAGGUGCCUAUCCCAUGUAAAAAUGGUGAGAAUUGCAAAAGACCUGGAUGUCAUUUCCUUCAUCCUGGUGAAGAAAAUCCUUUGGCAGAUGUUCUUUGUAAAUAUGAUGGUGCUUGCACUCGACCCAAUUGCUUUUACAAGCACACAGUCCCGCCCAUGUCCCAUUCAGGAGGAAACAAGAGCCUAAUCCUUAACAAGAAGAAUGACAUGAGCCAACGCCAAUUUUCCGUGCAAGAUGAUCAGGUCGAGCGAAUGGUCGUAGGUGAAAGUGCCGACUUGAUCAAAAACAACAAUGGUCAAGCUGAGACUACUACUGCUACUACUGCUACGUCCAAUGGAGAGCCGAAUGCCGCUUAA